GCCUUACCUUCGUCGCCCGGUCGGGCUCUGUUAACUUCAGCUUAAAAAAACAAAAAAAACUCCAGACGUACGGAUAUAGUCUCAACUCGCAAGUCUCAACUCAAGUCAAAAGACUCAAAACCUAUGAUCCACUUCAGGAUUAAAUUACUCUCGUUCCUCGAAAUUCAUCGAUUUCUCCGGCCAUGACUGUUCCAAGUUGCUUCGUCUCGUCUUUAAUUGAGUGUUAACGAGGAAGCUUUAUUCAUAUCGAGCACCGACACCACUCCUCCGGUUCUAAUGAGCAUAAGUGAAAGACUUUCUCUGCAAUUCGUCCAGUUUUGACUUCUAUUUUUUAGUUUCUUCACAUUUGAAUACGAUGCAAACAGGAUAUGAUAUCAACGUUUUGUUUCAAGAAGCCCAAACGCGUUGGCUGAAGCCAGCAGAGGUACUGUAUAUAUUACAAAAUCACGAGAAGUACGAGCUCAACCAAGAGCCCCCUCAAAAGCCAGCUGGUGGAUCUGUGUUUCUUUUUAAUAAGAGGGUACUUCGGUUUUUUCGUAAGGAUGGUCAUAAUUGGCGCAAAAAGAAGGACGGGAGAGCUGUAGGGGAAGCACAUGAACGACUUAAGGUUGGAAAUCUUGAAGCUUUAAAUUGUUAUUAAGCGCAUGGGGAGCAGAACCCUAAUUUUCAGAGGCGUAGCUAUUGGAUGUUGGAUCCGGCAUAUGAGCACAUAGUUCUCGUUCACUAUAGAGAGAUAACAGAGGGAAAGCCUAGUCCUGGAUCUGUUGCAGUAUCACCAGGAGCUUCUUCUUCUUUCCUUUUGAGUCCAACCUCUUACACUUCUCAAAAUCCAGGCUCUACCUCUGUAAUUAGUGAUUCAUAUGAACCAUAUCAGAGUUUAUCUAGCCCAGGUUCUGUAGAGGUUAGCUCUGAGAUAGCUAUUAAGGAUAAUGGCAUAGACUGUAAAGGGGAAAUUACUAAUUGUGCUGGAGGUGAAGUUAAUCGAGCUCUGCGAAAGCUGGAGCAGCAGUUAAGUUUGAAUGAUGAGAUAAUCGAAGAAAUUGAUUCAUUAUCCAGUCAGGAUUUGGAAUACAAAAAUGAAAUGUCCAAGCAGGAUCAGUUUGGAGCUUUACUGCAAAGCUCAGAGUAUGCUUUACAAGGACAAUAUAACGGUGGACAUGCUGGAUUCCUAGAUGAUUCAAACAAUCUUGUGCUGUCUCAGAAUGCAGCUGAUGAUGGAGAGCACUUAUACGGGCAUGGUUAUAUGGUUGAAAGUAAAGAAACUUCACCUUGGAAAGACAUGUUGGACUCAUGUGAGAACUCAUCAGGUGUCGAGUUGCAGGGUAAGCUGCAAACUUCUUCAAGAACGGCACCAGCUGAAGAGCAGGAACACACUCAUUGGCUGAAUUCCAAUAUCGUUGAAAAUCCUACUAUGAUGCUGCCUCAGGAAGUUGAGAAUUUCAAAAUUCCUGCAUAUUCUUCAUUAAUAGGAACACAUGAAAUUGAUUCUGAAUACUAUACAAUGUUUUCUCACCAAGAACAUAUUGGAGCGUCUCCUGAACCAGAUUUGAUUUUGACGGUUGCUGAAAAGCUGAAAUUUAAAAUACGGGAAAUUUCCCCAGAAUGGGGCUAUGCCACUGAACCUACAAAGGUCAUCAUUGUUGGAUCUUUUCUGUGUGAUCCAUCAGAAUCUGCAUGGGCAUGCAUGUUUGGUGACACUGAAGUUCCUCUUGAGAUCAUUCAAGAAGGCGUCUUGCGUUGUGAAGCUCCUCCUCGCCUUCCCGGAAAGGUCACCCUGUGCAUCACUUCUAGCAAUCGGCAGGCUUGCAGUGAAAUCAAAGAAUUUGAUUAUCGAGUUAAGGCUAGUAGUUCUGCUCAUGAUAAUUUAACCCAAACACAAGCUACUAAGAACCGGGAUGAGCUCUUGCUACUUGUCAGAUUUGUCCAGAUGCUUCUGUCUGAUUCUUCUCUGCAGAAAGGAGAUAGUAUGGAGUCAGGAUGUCAUCUAUUGGGAGGAAUGAAAGCCGAUGAUGAUUUGUGGGAUCAAGUCUUAGAGGCUCUUUUAGUCAGUAGUGGGACUUCUUCUAGUUCUGGUACCAUUGAUUGGCUUCUGCAAGAGCUUUUAAAAGACAAGCUGCAGCAGUGGCUAUCUUCAAAAUCCACUGGAGAUUGUGAGCAGUCUGGUUGUUCCUUGUCCAAGAAAGAGCAAGGGAUAAUUCACAUGGUUGCUGGGUUGGGCUUUGAAUGGGCCUUAAACCCAAUUCUCAGUCACGGAGUCAGUAUAAACUUCCGGGAUAUUACUGGGUGGACAGCUCUUCAUUGGGCCGCACGUUUGGGAAGGGAAAAAAUGGUUGCAGCUCUUUUAGCUUCUGGUGCAUCAGCUGGGGCUGUAACAGAUCCCAAUGCACAAGAUCCAACCGGAAAAACCCCAGCAUUCAUUGCUGCCUCCAGUGGACAUAAGGGACUUGCAGGUUAUCUUUCGGAGGUGGCACUGACUAGCCAUCUUUCAUCCCUCACUCUGGAAGAAAGUGAGCUUUCCAAGGGCUCUGCUGAGGUUGAAGCAGAAAUAACAGUAAAUAGUGUCUCAAAGGGAAGCCUCUCUGCCACUGAGGAUCAACUUUCAAUGAAAGAUACCUUGGCUGCCGUCCGUAAUGCAACUCAGGCUGCUGCACGUAUACAGUCUGCUUUCCGUGCACACUCCUUCAGAAGGCGACAAGAAAGAGAUGAGUAUGGUAUCAGUGGGCUUUCAGCUUUGUCAAAGCUGGCCUUUCGUAAUGCUCGUGAUUACAAUUCAGCUGCUUUGUCUAUUCAGAAGAAAUUUCGAGGAUGGAAAGGUCGCAAGGAUUAUCUUGCUCUUCGCCAGAAAGUUGUCAAGAUACAGGCUCAUGUCAGAGGCUAUCAGGUUAGGAAGAAGUACAAGGUAAUCUGUUGGGCUGUUGGAGUUCUAGAUAAGGUUAUAUUGCGUUGGAGACGGAAAGGUGUUGGCUUGAGGGGUUUUCGGUCAGAAUCAGAGCGAAAUGAUGAAAGUGAAGAUGAAGACAUUCUCAAAGUGUUCCGAAGACAGAAAGUAGAUGCAGCCAUUGAUGAGGCUGUCUCACGAGUUCUGUCUAUGGUUGAUUCUCCAGAUGCACGUCAGCAAUAUCGUCGGAUGCUUGAAAGGUUCCGACAAGCUAAGGCCGAACGAGGUGAAACAAGUGAAGAAGCAUCAUCAAUAUCUGUAGAUGAUAUUGCCUAUACGGAAAAUGAUUUGGUACCAGUUUACUUAGAAGCAAGUUCUAAUCUUCCUAACUUAUGUUAUUUACUUGAUGACUUAUCCUGGGGUGUUCUCUCGGAAUAUGCUUUGUAAAUAGAUCUCUGGAUUUCAUGGUAUUAGUUAGUGAUUCUGAUUAACAGUCCA
Molecule: messenger RNA, 3376 nt
Organism: Pistacia vera
Lineage: Eukaryota; Viridiplantae; Streptophyta; Magnoliopsida; Sapindales; Anacardiaceae
Product: calmodulin-binding transcription activator 4
Biological process (GO): regulation of transcription by RNA polymerase II
Cellular component (GO): nucleus
Molecular function (GO): double-stranded DNA binding; transcription coregulator activity; protein binding
Source: RefSeq, a predicted model, not a curated record